CGUGCUGGGGGGUAGCGGGAAGGCGACGGUCCUUCUUGGCUACCCGUCCGCCAUGUUUUCGGGCCGGGUCAGCCUUGGUCUUUCCCCGUGAGGAAAUGGUCGAGAGGUUUCAGGGAGCCCAGGCGCCCUUGCCUCGGCUGAGCCCGGGCUGACGAGGCAGGGCGGCCGGUGACCCGGAGCUGUGCGCGGGGCGGAGGGGGGUCGCGGCCAUGGCGUCCGGCAGUAACUGGCUGUCGGGGGUGAAUGUCGUGCUGGUGAUGGCCUACGGGAGCCUGGUGUUCGUGCUGCUGUUCAUCUUCGUCAAGAGGCAGAUCAUGCGCUUCGCCAUGAAGUCGCGGAGGGGCCCUCAUGUCCCUGUGGGGCACAACGCCCCCAAGGACUUGAAAGAGGAAAUUGAUAUCCGGCUGUCCAGGGUUCAAGAUAUCAAGUAUGAGCCUCAGCUCCUUGCAGAUGGUGAUGCAAGACUGCUACAGCUAGAAACCCAGGGAAAUCAGAAUUGCUACAACUAUCUCUACAGGAUGAAAGCUCUGGAUGCCAUCCGUGCCUCCGAGAUACCAUUUCACGCUGAAGGCAGGCAUCCCCGUUCCUUACUGGGCAAGAAUUUCCGCUCCUACCUGUUGGAUCUUCGGAACGCUAGUACCCCUUUUAAGGGCGUGCGCAAGGCCCUCAUUGAUACCUUGCUGGAUGGCUAUGAGACGGCGCGCUAUGGGACAGGGGUCUUUGGCCAGAGUGAGUACCUGCGCUACCAGGAGGCCCUGAGCGAGCUGGCUACUGUGGUCAAAGCGCGAAGUGGGAGUUCGCAACGACAGCACCAGUCCGCUGCCAAAGACUUGACCCAGUCCCCUGAAGUCUCGCCGGCGACCAUCCAGGUGACAUACCUCCCCUCCAGUCAGAAGAGUAAACGUGCCAAGCACUUCCUUGAACUGAAGAGCUUUAAGGACAACUAUAACACACUGGAAAGUACUCUGUGAUGGGCUGCUGGCUGCUGCUGC
Molecule: messenger RNA, 992 nt
Organism: Lontra canadensis (Northern American river otter)
Lineage: Eukaryota; Metazoa; Chordata; Mammalia; Carnivora; Mustelidae
Gene: LTAP1
Product: chromosome unknown C1orf43 homolog
Exons: 7
Coding region: 210-971 (253 amino acids)
Biological process (GO): phagocytosis
Source: RefSeq, a predicted model, not a curated record